This is a messenger RNA of Aspergillus vadensis CBS 113365, 417 nucleotides long. Its product is annotated as cytochrome b5-like heme/steroid binding domain-containing protein. The record is from RefSeq and is a predicted model, not a curated record. Gene Ontology annotation, biological process: sterol biosynthetic process. Gene Ontology annotation, cellular component: intracellular membrane-bounded organelle; endoplasmic reticulum membrane. NCBI's taxonomy places the organism in Eukaryota, Fungi, Ascomycota, Eurotiomycetes, Eurotiales, Aspergillaceae. Gene Ontology annotation, molecular function: heme binding. Bases 1 to 417 code for a protein of 138 amino acids. The transcript has 3 exons.
AUGGCCGACGCAAAGGAAUUCACCUUCCAGGAGGUUAGCGCUCACAACACCAAGAAGGACCUUUACAUGGUCAUCCACGACAAGGUCUACGACUGCACCUCCUUCGUCGAUGAGCACCCUGGUGGUGAGGAAGUCCUCCUCGACGUCGGUGGCCAGGACGGCACCGAGGCCUUCGAAGAUGUCGGACACAGUGACGAGGCCCGUGAGAUCCUGGACGGUCUCCUGGUCGGCAAGCUGAAGCGCAUGCCCGGUGACCCUGCUCCUCGCUCCCAACCCCAGUCUUCCUCCGGUCCCUCGGGCUCCAGCGACAGCGCCGGCAUGGGUGUCGGUCUCUACGGCAUCGUCCUGGUCGGUGGUCUGAUCGCCUACUUCGCCUACCAAUACCUCCAGAAUGCUUCCGCCGCUGAGACGCAGUAA